UCCUUCUUCAGGACUCCACAGGACCCACUGGUUACUGUUUCCCUGAUCGUCCACACACACACACACACACACACACACGCGUGCGCACACACACAAACACACACACACACACACACACACACACAGCAGUUCACUGGCUUUUUCAGAAACUACAGCUGGAUACUGGGGGAUUUUUGACAUCUACACAUAAGCACGACUGAUAUUUGGUGUCAAAACAGUCCUGCUGAGCUGGUGAUGUGCUCCAUGUAGACACCUCCUCAACCCGACGAGCGUCUGUGCCCCAGCUGGGCCUCAAGCAACAUGCAGAGCGAUGCUUCACGAGUCCUGGCUGCAGUGUUCCUACUUUACUGGAUUCCACCUUGUGUGUGUCACUCACCACCAGGACGACCCAAACUUACAGGUUGUCGAUCUCCUGAUAAGGAGACCUUCAGCUGCUGGUGGGAGCCUGGAUCAACUGGUGGACUACCAACUACUCACCGUCUAUUUUACAGAAAAGAGAGAUCUGAAAAGGUCUUUGAAUGUCCAGACUACCACAGUGCAGGGAACAACUCGUGCUUCUUUGACAAAGCCCACACAUCUAUAUGGAUCUUUUAUAAUAUCACAGUCAUGGCCUCUAAUAGCUUUGGCAACACCUAUUCUGAGCCAGUAGAAGUGGACAUCAUGGAUAUCGUCCAGCCUUACUCGCCAGGAAACUUGACUUUGACUCUAAUGGAAAUGAAGGACAACCCAUAUUUUGUGGUGAAGUGGGAGGCCGCGCAUGACAUCGACACUCGUUCUGGCUGGGUUACUCUCAAAUAUGAAGUGCGUGUAAAACAGGAGCAUGGGGGCCAGCAGCAAGUCAGUUAUUGGGAGGUGUACAAUGUUGGUAAGCAAAAGGAACUGAGCAUCUUCAGUCCCAAACCUGGAGGAAAUUAUACUAUCCAAGUGCGCUGUAGACUAGACCAAGGCCUGUGGAGUGAGUGGACUCCUCCUGUGUUCAUCCAAAUACCAAACAACUCAGUAAAAGAGAAGCCAGUUUUGAUCUUCAUUAUUAUUAGUGCCUUAAUUGUGUUGGUAAUGGUUGGAAUACUAACAGCCAAAAGAAAACAUGUUAAGCAUUUCUUACUUCCCCCUGUUCCAGGACCAAAGAUCACAGGCUUUGAUAGGCACGUUUUAAAGACAGUAAAACCAGAAGAUAUAUUCAGUACCUGCAACUUCCAGAGCAUCCUCCCAGCACCAGAGUGUCCUGAUCAGGUGGAGUAUCUAAUGGUGCUUGACAGUGAGGAAGCCAGUGAGAAUCCUGGAAGUAAAGCCUGUCAGGACAAGUCACGACAAGUGACAGACCAGAAUACAUCCAAUCAGAAGACAUGGAAUAAGCUUAACAUCACUGAUCACAGUGAUCAAUGGAAAUUACCAGCACACAACUGUCAAGAUUCGGAUCCUGAAUCUACAGCUUUAAACACAUCCCAACACUCAAAUGUGACUCAGCAUAAACCUGACAUUUACCAAAAUGGCCCUUGUGUCAUAUCUCAUAAAAGCAUGGCAAGGAGCUCUCCGACCAGCUGUACAUGCAAUGUUGAGCAGAAUGUUGAGCAGAAUGAUGGACUGAUGGAGUAUGCUGAACAAAAGCAGAGAGCCGACUGUAAGCAGAUGCUCAUAAUAGAACAAGAGGAAGACUACAGUAAAGUCAGUGGGAUUUACCGAGAAACUGUCCUUGUGAUCCAAAAGGACAACAGCCCUGUUCAGAGACACAAAAAGACGAACAAUGAUAAUGAUCCAAGCAAAAAGAUCAAAAACGAAACCACUUCCUCAGCUAAAGACUCCACAGAUACUCAGGAAUACGUGGCUGCAUUGUAGGAUAUGUUUUGAACUGGGAAAUUUGAACUGAGAUUUGGCCCAUGAUCAAAAUUCUGGCUUUUUUCUUACUUAUAUCUCAGAAGUUCCAGCUGGUACAUCUCUGUGAAUGUUUCUGUGCAUUGUUAUUAGUAAUACAAAUAGUACUAAUACCUGUAUGUUGAUCAGACCUGCCACAGAUAAAAUUUGCUUUGUUAACAACA
This is a messenger RNA of Ictalurus punctatus (channel catfish), 2036 nucleotides long. RefSeq names its product prolactin receptor b (gene prlrb). The record is from RefSeq and is a predicted model, not a curated record. Gene Ontology annotation, molecular function: cytokine receptor activity; protein binding. Gene Ontology annotation, biological process: cytokine-mediated signaling pathway. The coding region runs from base 301 to 1836 and encodes 511 amino acids. The transcript has 9 exons. NCBI's taxonomy places the organism in Eukaryota, Metazoa, Chordata, Actinopteri, Siluriformes, Ictaluridae. Gene Ontology annotation, cellular component: external side of plasma membrane.